UCAACAACACCGAUACACCUCCCUAGCACAUAAAUACUCGCAGAAGGAACACCAGAAAGAAGAAGAAGAAGGCAACAUGGGCGAUGUGGACAAGUGGAUAGAGACCGUGAGGGAGUGCAAGUACCUGCCGGAGAACGAGCUGAAGAAGCUCUGCGAGAUGGUGUGCGACAUCCUGCUGGAGGAGACCAACAUCCUCCCCGUGAGCACGCCCGUCACCGUCUGCGGGGACAUCCAUGGCCAGUUCUACGACCUGGAGCAGCUGUUCCGCACGGGCGGCCAGGUGCCCGACACCAACUACAUAUUCAUGGGCGACUUCGUCGACCGGGGCUACUACUCGCUGGAGACCUUCACCCGCCUGCUGACCCUGAAGGCGCGCUACCCCAGCCGGAUCACGCUGCUGCGCGGCAACCACGAGACGCGGCAGAUCACCAAGGUCUACGGCUUCUUCGACGAGUGCUUCAGCAAGUACGGCAAUGCCAACGGCUGGAAGUACUGCUGCAAGGUCUUCGACCUGCUCACCAUCGCCGCUAUCAUCGACGAGGAGGUGCUGUGCGUGCACGGCGGCCUGAGCCCCGAGAUCAUCACCCUGGACCAGAUCCGGACCAUCGAGCGCAACGGCGAGAUCCCGUACAAGGGCGCCUUCUGCGACCUGGUGUGGUCCGACCCCGAGGACAUGGAGUACUGGGGCCAGAGCCCGCGCGGCGCCGGCUGGCUGUUCGGCCACAACGUAACCAAGGACUUCAUGGCCAUUAACAACCUGGACCUGAUCUGCCGCGCGCACCAGCUGGUCAACGAGGGCAUCAAGUACAUGUUCGAGGGCAAGCUGGUGACCGUGUGGUCGGCGCCGAACUACUGCUACCGCUGCGGCAACGUGGCGGCCAUCCUCAGCUUCGAGACGGCCCAGCAGCGGCAGACGAAGAUCUUCCUGGCCGUGCCGGACGCGGAGCGCGUGAUACCCAAGCAGAACACCACGCCCUACUUCCUCUAGGGCCGACCAGUGCCCGCCCAGCGUGUGAUACGACAUACCAUACUUAUAGAUACAUAUGCCCAUGCACCACAUACCGAUCCAACACGAUCCGCCCACUGACUCGGCAGCGUGGCAGACAACCAGUACAUCCGCGCUCGUGGACCUGCGGUGAGCCCUCGACUUCGCCCUCGACUGACCGGUCCAUUUGUCCCCCCACGCGCCUCCCACACACGCACACACCAACUCUCAAGGAACUCGGAGCUCGGAGCCCGGGGCCCGGAACACCUCCCCCAGAAACCCGGAACACACGCCUGCACACACCUAUUUAGUAAGAUCAAAGUUGAACCUUUUGUUGUUUGUUUUUCGGCAAGUCAGAGUGCAAGACCAGAAAGAAUGCGCAGAUUCGAUUUGCUAGCAAGAUCUGCAAGCACGUAUUCGCUGGCAGACGGAUGCCGCAGCAGCUGCCGCAUUUACGGUUCGCCCAUUUUGUAUUCCAAGCUUAUUUAUUUAUGCGAGCAACACGAACCACAUAUUUUGUACAUUUUGUAUUAGUGUGCUCUGAGGAGGCAAGUGGCCAAGCCUAGGAGUAACCGCACGUGUGAUCCCGAUCAAAGCGAUACGAUUAAACGAAAAGACAAUUUGAAA
Molecule: messenger RNA, 1612 nt
Organism: Drosophila biarmipes
Lineage: Eukaryota; Metazoa; Arthropoda; Insecta; Diptera; Drosophilidae
Gene: PpV
Product: serine/threonine-protein phosphatase 6 catalytic subunit
Exons: 3
Coding region: 77-988 (303 amino acids)
Biological process (GO): G1/S transition of mitotic cell cycle; peptidyl-serine dephosphorylation
Cellular component (GO): cytoplasm
Molecular function (GO): protein serine/threonine phosphatase activity
Source: RefSeq, a predicted model, not a curated record